Ceraceosorus guamensis is the source of this 1008-nucleotide messenger RNA. RefSeq lists its product as hypothetical. The transcript has 4 exons. Bases 357 to 701 code for a protein of 114 amino acids. NCBI's taxonomy places the organism in Eukaryota, Fungi, Basidiomycota, Exobasidiomycetes, Ceraceosorales, Ceraceosoraceae. The record is from RefSeq and is a predicted model, not a curated record.
GACCAUUCCGAUCACAACCUGCUUCCAGUAUGAGCCGAAGAAGUUGCUGGUCGUCUGACGACGUGCAGCAGGCUCAGUCUGCUGUCUGCUGUCUGCUGUCUCAGAUGCAAGCGAUGGGCAUCAUCGGUCUUGUGUGGUGGUGUGGUGCACUCACUGACUGCGGUGCAUGACGGGUCGUCGUCGGCAUGCAAAGGGGUUGGGAUGAUCUUCGACAUUCGAGCUCGACGUGGAUGCUCAUUCCUCCUUCGCUUCCACAUGCCUGUACCCACACUGCGAACGCUCAAGCACGCUACAUUUAGCACAUUCGAAUCUCCUCAAGCUCUGGGUUUUUCUGAUUCUGUUUUCUUUGUUACAAGAUGUCGACCGACUCAAAGGUUCUUGCUCACGUCAGUGGCGCCGACCAAAGGCCCAACCUGCAGGACGAUGUUGGCGCUCACCAUGGUGACGACCGACCCAAGCACCAGGCUGGCGUCGACAACUCGCACUUGAACACUGAUGCUAAGGAUGAGAAGAGCAUUGCCAACAAGCUCGACCAGGCCUCCAAGCAGGACAAGCUCGAGAAGCAGCUCGAGAACCAGCCCAAGCCUCCCCCUACGCAAGCAGCCAUCAACCACGGCAACGAGCCAUCCAAGGGAGCAAAGAUUGAUGAGGCUCUUCAGGCAGAGGACGAAGCCAUUCUGCGCAAGAAGGGUAUCAAGUAAAGCUUGAUCGGGACGCACGAAACAGUAUAGCGUGGGAUGUACCACGCGCAAGGCGCUAAAGGUCCUGUAGCAGACGUGUGAUCAGUAAGCUUUGGCUGCGCAAGGGCUGCUGCACUUUGACCUGGACAAAGCGGCGAGCAAUUGAGGAAGGGCAGAUGUCUUGCUGCAAGCGGUCCCAUUGGCUCUUUCCGCGCGCCAUCAUCCGCUUUGACUGCACGUCAGUCAUUUCGCCAAGUUCUACGCGCCUAGUGGUACGAUGGGUGCGUAUCGUGUGUGUCCGGAUGACCAAAAAUGGCGCUGAAGAGAU